CGCAUUGCGAUAAAAAGAAUACCUCUAAAAUCGCUAAAUUCUUAUUAUUUGUAGUUGUUGAGAGCCCAAAAUGAAACUCUUCGUUCUCCUCUUGUGUACAAAUCUUGUGUGGUCCCUUCCAAAUAAAAAAUCUACCAGUCUGAAAACCUUCACUGGUCCACGUAUAAUCGGGGGUUCAGUAGCAAGAAGUGGCCAAUUUCCAUUUGCCGCUGCCAUUUUUACAACCACACUUGAUGGUAACUACUUCUGUGGUGGAACUUUGCUGACAGACCAGUGGGUCUUAACCGCUGGGCAAUGCGUUGAUGGGGCGGAGUUAUUUGAGAUUCAUUUGGGGACGAAUACUUUAGAUGGAAGUGGUCCCUACGCUGUAAAGGUAUCUGCAGACGAAUAUAUUUUACACCCAGAGUACGAUCCCCUUACUUUGGAUAAUGAUAUCGGGUUAAUUUGGCUUCGUUUACCGGUGGAGUUUUCUGAUUAUCUGAAGCCUGUUGAUUUCUUGCCUUUUGGUGAACUGCCUCCUGUUAGUUCAGCCAUGGCUAUAGGUUGGGGCCAAAUUGCGGAUGAUGACCCAGGACUUGUCAAUGAUCUUCAUUAUGUUUAUGUCACUUCUGUAUCUAAUCCUGAAUGUAAAAUAGUGUAUGGUGACCAAAUUACAGAGAAUAUGGUUUGUGCUGCUGGAAAUUACAAUGAAGGAACUUGUUUUGGUGAUACUGGUGGUCCUUUGGUUCAAAUCAUCAAUCGAGGACAAGCAGUAGUUCCAGCAAUAUCCAGUUUUAUCAGUACUAAUGGGUGCGAAAGUCCAGAUCCAUCUGGAUAUACAAGAGUAUUUACAUAUGUUGACUGGAUAAGGAACAUAACAGGAAGAACUGGACAAUUUAACAAUUAAUAAAAUGUAAAAAAUUGAA
Molecule: messenger RNA, 905 nt
Organism: Zophobas morio
Lineage: Eukaryota; Metazoa; Arthropoda; Insecta; Coleoptera; Tenebrionidae
Product: brachyurin-like
Exons: 6
Coding region: 71-886 (271 amino acids)
Biological process (GO): proteolysis
Molecular function (GO): serine-type endopeptidase activity
Source: RefSeq, a predicted model, not a curated record